AUGACGCAAACACCGAGCAUGCACCUGUUAGAGAAUAAUAAUCUUGAAGUUGCUAUGGCACAGCAGCAACAGCAACAAAACUCACAACAGAGUCCGCAACCCAAUCAGAAUCAAAAUCAAAUUCAGAAGCAAAAGCAGACUGGCAGUCCAACGAAUAACAACACCAUUGAUGCUUGGAGAUCAAUUCAGGGUGGACACCAGUGGUGGAGUCCACCAUCUAGUGUACAUCAGGACCAGGAGAUGGCACAGGUAACUCAAGCACCGAGCAUAAUAUCAGCAACACUGAGCCAGGUGCAGAGACUUCAGACCCAGCAACCUGCUCAAUCAGAUGUCGAUCAACCCCUCGACUUUUCCGUUGGUUCGUUACAGCAGCAGAGGCUGCAUGCGCGUCUCAGGACUAUGCAUGAGAGACUACAGAGUCGUAUGCAUAAUAAUAAUAAUAAUAAUAAUAAUAAUAAUAAUAAUAAUAAUGGUAAUGGUGCUAGUGGACAAAAAUCAGGGAGAAUGAACGAGAGAAGGAGCUACAGUCCGAGUGAGGCCAGCACCAGUGGCAGCGAGGACGAGGGGGUGUCCACGGGUGGAAGCCCCUCGGGGCCGCUGCGAGGCGCUGAGACCGAUUCAUGUGAUGCUGCUGCAGAGAGAUCCUACGGAAAAGUGUGGAGAGGCGAUGGUGAGGUCGCGUGGCGGACUGAGCAAUCAUUCAAGAGAACGUCACCGCACAAUGUCUGUCCUACGACGGGUGUGUCAGGUGGCAAUACUACGACACAUCCACACCUGUCACCGCCCUCUGCUGCGCCGGUUACUGUACCUGAUCAUCGGAGCACUAGUCUACAAGCAAAACACCGAAUUUCUCCAGCAAGUGAUGCACUUGGUAGAAUCGACAAAGAGCCAGCGUCGCCAGAAUCCAUCCAAGAUGCUGAUUUACAUGGAGAUGUGGAUGGUGCUGAGCUCAGUGGAGACGACCGGAGUAUCGCUAGCGAUGUUCAGGAUGGUAAUGAAGCCAUUUUGGACCACGACUCCAUGGAUUCGGAGCGAGGGGCCCUCAACCUGGUUACCGAUGUUUCACAGCGGAAUAGCAGCAGUGGAACAAGUGGUAGUGCCUCAUCCCCGAGCUCCGGAGUCAGCAGUCAGUUGACCGGAAGUCACGCCGGCAACACAAGUAACUCUCAGGCAGCAUUAGCUGCCCAACUAGUCGGUCAACAGCUCCUCAUGCACGGUUCCCUAGGUGCCCUGAGCUCCCAGGAGAUCCAAGCCCUGGCAUCGACCCUCCAACAGCAACAGCAAUCCCUUCAACAACACCUCCAGCAAAUAGCAAUGUUCCAACAGGCAAAUCCAGCAGCCGGUCAACUUCCUGCGCAGGCGCAGUUCUUCCUCCAAAAUCAGGGGCUGUUGCAGAGCGGUGGCUACGCCCAGAGACCGAGUCAUCCGCGCUCACAGUCCAUGCAGGUUCAGCAGGCUGUGGCACAGGCAGCUCAGCAGCUCCAGGCUCUCCAGAAGCAGCAGGCAUUGCAGGGUGGCGGUGGUCUGGUGGGAAGAAACGUGGCCCAACAGAGAUCACCACCCCCUCCUGGCACUCCACCGGCGGUAAAACCACUGACAGCAAGACUGGAGCCAUCACCGGAGGAGACAACGGAUCUUGAGGAGCUGGAGCAGUUUGCCAAGACGUUCAAGCAGAGACGCAUCAAGCUCGGGUUCACGCAGGGUGAUGUGGGUUUAGCUAUGGGAAAAUUAUAUGGCAAUGACUUCUCGCAAACAACAAUUUCGAGGUUCGAAGCACUCAAUCUGUCGUUCAAAAAUAUGUGUAAAUUGAAGCCCCUUCUGCAAAAAUGGCUGGAGGACGCUGACAAUUCUCUGAACAAUCCCAACUCACUCACGAAUCCAUUGACAACACCGGAAGCCAUUGGAAGACGACGAAAAAAGCGCACAUCAAUAGAAACCAGUGUUCGUGUUGCACUUGAAAAAGCAUUCAUGCAGAAUCCAAAGCCAACGUCUGAGGAAAUUACGAUACUUGCUGAUAGUCUGGCGAUGGAGAAGGAGGUCGUGAGAGUGUGGUUUUGCAAUAGGCGACAAAAAGAGAAACGAAUCAACCCACCAACAGCAGCGAUGGGCAGUCCGACAAUGGCCUCCCCAGCGCCCUCAGUAUUUGCAUCCCUAGCGAGUUCGAUGUCGGGGAGUCCCCUAGCUCUAACAACUCACUCAUCAGGAAUGGGCCACUCCCACUCCCACUCCCACCCAACCCCCCUCGGUUCACCGAUUCCCCUGGCUCUUGUAGCCUCAGCCGGCAGUAACUAUCACGCCUUAAGCAGCAAAUCUCACGAGUGACAUCAACCGGUCACCCAGCAUGACAAUGCUGCACUCUAUCAUCAUCACCGCUCGCAGUCCCAACUGCCGCAUCAAUUUCAUAAUCAGCAUCAACGACGCUUGUGCAAUCUCCCCGAAUUUUAUCACUAGUCGGGAUUCCAACACUCCACUUAAUAUUGUGAUUACUCAGUAUCAAUUAUGACUAUUCAAUUAUCGUUUAUUGAUACUGCAAAAUGAGCCUGAAACACUGGUGAUUAAUAAAAACUGGAAGAGAAAUGAGGGAAAACGUAUACGUAUGAGUUUUGAAAUCUUCCAAAAAGACUCAACGAUUCAAUUUUCAAUUGAUCAUCUAAUUUUUUAUGUACACUUUAUGAAAAAAAAAAACUCGUGGUGAUUGGUGUGCAUGUACUGGAGAGCAUGGGAAUUCAUCUCUUUUCUUUUUCGCAACGAAAAAAAAAUAACGAUCAAUGUACAUAACUAGACAAAGAGUUAUAGUUAAUUAUUAUUACUGUUGUUUGGAUUGAAUGAAAAAAAAAUCCAAAGAUCCUCAUAAUAUUGAGGGAGAAAUUUGGUUCAAGGAACAAACUAUUAUUUAGGGAGGGCCCCUAUUGAUACUUCUGUAUCGAAGAAUGAGGAAGUGAUGAGUGUGAGUAAUGUGCGUACGUUGCUCGAUUAAUCUCGUGGAUUAGAGAACAAAUUCAUAUGUAAUAUUUCUAUUUAUGAUUAUUUAUUCUUACAGCCUAUUAAUUACUAAUUAUUUCCGGGAAGAUGCACUCAGUGAUCUUUAUAUUACUGAUUGUAUUUUCUUGAGAACAUCAAUUGAGUACCAUCGAUUUAAUCACGAGAGUGAUCGGACACGUAUGACAGUACGAAGUAUUAUAGGAUAACCCAUUUUUGUAAUUCUGGUGUUGAUAGGGUGCUUUAGUAAAAGGAGGAUCAAUUGUCCUCGGAACACGUCGUGACUGACGUUAUUGUAUUUAUAAAUAAAUGUAUAUAAUUAUAGGAAUUAUAUCAUAAAGUAUUAAGCAUGUAUCGACUGUUCAGCUCUAUAUAAAUAUAGAUAUGCAUAUUUACGAUAUAACUAUAUAAAUAAAUGUAUUGUAAAUAAUCUGAUAAUUUUGAAUUGAUUAUGAGAUAUCGAACAAAUCCAGUCGGGGUGUAUUCAUCGAUGAUAAUUAAUGUUGUUUUUUCAUUAACAAUUAUUGAUAAUUCAGUUUGAAUAUUGUUUUUUGUAUAUUGUAAUGGGGCUUUCUACGAGUGUUGCAUUUGUUCUUUUUUCACUCGAGUCAUUAGUAACAAUUUGCGUUUCAAUUCUCCCGUCAUUUUGUUGACAUGUCUAUUUUAUAUGGAAUUCCAGAUUCGUGGACCAAGUGUAGUAAAAUGUUUUUCGAGAAUUGACUAUCGUGUUUUGAGGGGAAAUAGUAAUUUUUUUUGUGGAAAUUUGAAAAAUCAUUUCUUUCAUAGUCCGAGAAUUUAAGAUUUGUUUGAAACACAAUGACGGCAUAUGAAAUUACAUUCCAGUAGGUUUAAUGCAUAAUAUCCCCCACCACUCUCCCACUUUUGCGUAUUUGUCGUGGCAUAAUUCAGAAACUUGUUGAUGCACUAUGAAAUCAAUUGAUAAUUUUACGUUUACAAUAGAUUAUAUUAUUUUUUCAUUAUAUUUCAACUUGCAUUAUGUUAAAAUAAAAUGCAUACAAACAUUCGAAUUAUUAUUUGAUUUAUUUUCUCAUUCAUUAACAUUUUCCUUGCGAUUUAAGGGGCACAGGGGGCUGAGAGAAAUUUCAGUUAUUUUUUUAUAGCUUUAUGAGAACAUUUUCAUUCUUGUUUCGACUGCAAAUGAAAAUUUUGACAGAAUAUCUAACAAAUAAUGGGAAAAUCUAGUGUUCAUAAUUUUAUAAAUCAAAUUAAUUAUUCCUUGAGUAAAACACGAUGAUCAUAAUUCUUGGUGUUCUGUCAAUUUUUUUAACAUCAAUUGAGAUUGAAAUUUAAGAAAAAAGUGCUCGCCAAAUAUUAUUUAUUUGAUAGAAAAAAUGUGCCGUUGCCACCGUCCUAUCUCCUCUUGUAAAUAAAUAAACUAGUAAUCCUAGGUAUCGAGUAAUCGAGAAGAAUUAUUACUCUAAGACAUGUACCAAAUUCUAGUUGUCCAGAUAAAUAAAAAUGAUUCAUCUUUCGCUAUAUGAUAGUCUGUAAUCAACGAACAUGAUGGUCGUAUCGUUUUGAAUGACUAGAGAGUUUCUGAAGACGAUAAUGAGAUGUUCCGUAUUCAAGGCAAUUUUCAUGGAUGACUACUAAUGAUAAGUGAAAAAUAUUAACACUCGCAGACGAAUUUGAAUUGUUAAAAAACUAAAAAAACCAUUGAAAUCUUGGACUGAAUAUUUACAAUAAAAUUAAAAAAUCAAUGUGUUAUAUAUAUUCUAGAGUUAUGUGUGGAUGCUUGAUUCAUGAGAGAAUGACAGUCCACGAGGGUCUAAUGAAUUAAGACAAAAUGCACGGUUUAAAGUUCCUAAAAAGAUGUGGAAACAACAUUACGAGAAGAAAAAUCUAUAAUGUUUUAAUAUUUUGUACUUAACAAGUGUAAUGAUGCAUCGAUGAGUAACAUUAUUAAUCGUAAAUAUGCGGUAUUGCAGGAAUAAUCGAGGGAAAAUUAAACUCGAUGCAAAAAUUAUCGAACAGAAAUUUUUUCGGUAAAUUUUAAUGGAAAUUAUGGGAGAAAUAACACGAUUAUUAUCUAGGAACUAAUAAGCGUCGAGGAUGUAUAAAUAAAAUCAUAUCAAUCGUACAUAGUUAAUGUUAAAACUAUUAGGUACACUAUGAUUAAAAAUUAGUUAUCAUAUAUCAUCAUAUGAUUAGUGAAAGAAAAUACUGUAA
Molecule: messenger RNA, 5169 nt
Organism: Diachasma alloeum
Lineage: Eukaryota; Metazoa; Arthropoda; Insecta; Hymenoptera; Braconidae
Product: POU domain protein 2
Exons: 10
Coding region: 1-2322 (773 amino acids)
Biological process (GO): regulation of transcription by RNA polymerase II
Molecular function (GO): DNA-binding transcription factor activity, RNA polymerase II-specific; RNA polymerase II cis-regulatory region sequence-specific DNA binding
Source: RefSeq, a predicted model, not a curated record